GUGUGUGAGUGUGCAAGACAGAGGGAGAGAGUGAGCAUGUGUGUGUAUAUGUGUGCAUGCGCGGUUUACAUCAGCAAGAGGAGGGAGACACCAUUUACUCCUUCUCUUUUUUUCUCUUUCAUCUCCAUAAAUCUAUCACUCUGAAAACAGAUACAGCCAUCCAGAAAAUAACAGAAGGAAGAGGAAGAGGCAAAGGCAGAGGAGGGGAAGUGGAGCAUGCUGAUAAAGAAGGGGAGUGCCUCAACAGCAGUCAGCAUCAUACACAAUACAUGCUGCUGACUGAUGUCUACCAUGCAACCCAGAACUGGGAACUAACCAGCCAGCUUUAUAUUCUAAAAAGCAGGACAGACAGCAGGCUACAGCAUCACAAACCUGCCCUAAACCAGGAAAAGGCCUGCAUUGCUGAGGAGGUUGAGGGGAGUUGACUUUUCGUAGGGUGACGCAGGAUCUCACCCCCUGUCUAUAGAGCUGCUGCUGUCUGACCUCCUCCCAGACUGGGCCUCUGGUUCCUGGCCCCGCCCCAGGCUGUGAAGGAUGGGUGAUGGGCCUGUGAUUGACACCCCCCGCCCGCCUUGUCCCGCCAUUCGAUGGAGCCAUUGUGGAACUCCUCCCUCCCCUUCCCACUGCCCAUGCCCAACACCUCGUCCUCUGAGUCACCCGAGGGCGGAGCUCUGUCCCAGUCAAUAGCGCUACUCGCCAUGCUGCUCAUGGACCUGCUGGCCGUGGUGGGCAACGUGGCCAUAAUGGCUGUCAUCGCCAAGGCCCCACAGCUACGUAAGUUUGCCUUUGUCUUCCAUCUGUGCCUGGUGGACCUGUUGGCGGCCCUGGUUCUGAUGCCCCUGGGCAUGCUCUCAGGCCGGGCCUUCUUUGGCGAGGCCCUGUGUCGGAGCUACCUCUUCCUCAGCGUGUGCCUGGUCAGUGCCGCCAUCCUCUCCAUCUCAGCCAUCAAUGUGGAGCGCUACUACUACAUCAUCCACCCCAUGCGCUACGAGGUGAAGAUGACCCUGGGCCUGGUGGCCUCAGUGCUGGUGGGGAUAUGGGUCAAAGCUUUGUCCAUGUCCGUCCUGCCGCUGCUGGCCUGGGCCUUACAGGGCGAAAGGACUCCUCUUCUGGAGGGUGCUGGAGUUGGGGGAGGGGGUGGAGGUGUACCCUCACCCUCUGCUGCUCAGGGUCACAGGCGAUGCUCCUUGCACUGGACAGGGGGCGGGUCAAACCGUGUUGCCUUCAUGGUCCUGUUCACGCUGGUGUACUUCCUGUGUCCACUGAUGGUCAUCCUGGUAGUGUACUGCAGCAUGUUCAAGGUGGCACGGGUAGCGGCCAUGCACCACGGGCCCCUGCCGACCUGGAUGGACACGCCCCGCCGCCAUCGAUCUGAGUCGCUCAGCAGUCGCUCCACCAUGGUGACCAGCUCGGGGACAGGGGCGGGGCGCGACACUCCUCACCGCGCCUUCGGAGGGGGUAAGGCGGCAGCGGUGUUAGCAGCAGUGGGAGGACAGUUCCUGUGCUGUUGGCUGCCCUACUUCUCCUUUCACCUGUACUCAGCUCUGUCCUCUAGCCCUCCAGCCACGCUGGCCCCCCUGGAGGAGGUGGUCACCUGGAUCGGCUACUUCUGCUUCACCUCCAACCCCUUCUUCUACGGCUGUCUGAACCGGCAGAUCCGCGAGGAGCUGGGCAAGCAUGUGCCCUGCCUGUUCCGCCAGGCAGCGGGAGAGGAGGACCGACUGCCCAGCCGUGAGGGAUCCAUAGAGGAGAAUUUCCUGCAGUUCCUCCAGGGCACUGGCUGCAACCUGGAUCCCCAGGACUCCCACAGCACCUCCAGCCCCAAGGGAGAGGCCUGCCGGCCCCUGGCCCAGCCCCCACAGCCUAUACCCAUUGACUUCCGCAUCCCAGGACAGAUUGCAGAGGAGACCUCAGAGUUCCUUGAGCAUCACCAGAUUAAAAACAACCAUAUCAUAUCGGACAGUUAGGUUAUGUAUUUAUUUUAUGUAAAAAGCAUUUUAUUCUUAACAAUCAAAAGCUGUGCAAUGGGAAAUUUAGAUUUUUUAAGGAGUGCAUAUUGCCCUGAAUCGCAUUUUGCAGCUUCACUUUCCAUUCUGUAAAGGCUGCAAUGCUAUGGAAUUUAUAUUAAUGUUCCUAUUAGAGUAUACAACAAAUAAUUUGCUGUGGAUUCUGGCAUUUUGGGGAGAAAGACAAAUGGCACAACUGUAGCUGCAGUGUAUCUGACAGGUUAAUAUUGUCAGUGAUGCCGAUAUUGGGGUUGUUUGUUAGGGAAUUCAUUUUAGAGAUUUAAUUCCUUACUUUUUUUACUUCAUAAUGCAUUGAUAGCGCCAGUAUGUUAUUAAUACAGAUGUAUUAUAUAUUCUGAGAUUUUCCUUUUGGAUUUCAAACCAAACAAGCCCUUGAGCAAAGGGGCUGUUAGAGUCUGUCAGCGUCUUUCUUUCGAUAAGCCUACUGUAAACUAUAUCAGGUUUUAUGACUUUCAGAAGUCAUCAUUGAGCCAAACACUUGUCUAAUAUCUGAUACCGGUAGAUCAAUUACUUUUGAAGAAUUUAUGUAGAAACCAAUGUUGGAGUGCAGGAAGACAUGAAUGAAAAUAUGUAAGUAUUCCUUACCCCUUUACCUCUGUAAAAUAUAAUUAAACGGAUGUAUAGUAGACAGUGAGUGAAUGGUCACUAUAUAACUACGAUAAAGAUACUGAAAGUUGGGACUUUUUGAGAUGAUGAACGAGCUACAGUACUUUAAUUGUGCCCUGGUUGUGAGGUUGAGGCACGGAGGAAGUAAGAAGUACCAUGGGGCAGCCAUCUGUUGUUGAUAGGUAAACCUCUGGGCAGAUACCACCCUCUUUCUGGUGCUUUUCCUUAACACAUCAUCUGUGUUUUCCCAUAAGCAGGCCAGGUUUAUUGUGACCACAGUUAGGAUGUAGGCAAUCUUUUCUUUACUAAUCCUGAACUACUUCUGGCCUGUCAGAAAAAUACAUUUAUUUAUCAUCUAUCUACCGUUUAGAUAGUGCAGUGCCCCUCAAAUUGACAUGGGCAGAUGUUCAGUUAAGGCAGGAGUAUUUUUGUUAAUUGAUGCACUACAUUACAUUUCUAUAGAAUUAGAUUUUUACAUUUGCUGUUUGAUGUUUGAUAAAACCUAACAGUGAGUUCAACUCUGCAACUUAAGCAUUUUAUUGUUGAUUAUUAUUAGGUAUUAUUGAUUACUGUAUCUUUUUUGAUUAAUUAACAAAAUACAAUGAUGUAUUCAAAUGGUAUACAGUAACUGUCUUUUCAAUGUGUGUUGAUUAGCUGUGGAGCAGCGGGUUGGAGAAUGUAAUAAACCAAUUAUAUUUUACAGUGCAGCUCCUCAGAGUUCUCUACCUCAGAUACAAUAUUGACUUCAUUUGCAGGUCCAGCACACAAUGUACACAUAGAAAAGAUAUGGUGUAAGUUAUGCCACAUAUUUUUAACUAUAUGCUCCCUGGGUUGCUUUCCUUCUGCAGCUGGACAAGGACAGACUGACAAAAGCUGUCCUCGUGACUUUGUCUGAGAGACCUGAUACAACGCCUUCACGUCUGCUGUCUCUGGUGUCACAUUGUGAGGGGAUUUAGAAUGGUUUGAGCUGUCCAAAACAGUACUGGCCAAUUUGAGGUAUCAGCCUUGUUAAAACAUAUAUGGUUUAUGCAAGAGUACAGAAUAAAAGGUAUUUAUUUCC
Messenger RNA from Salvelinus fontinalis (brook trout), 3693 nucleotides. Its product is annotated as G-protein coupled receptor 61-like. Gene Ontology annotation, molecular function: G protein-coupled receptor activity. Lineage: Eukaryota; Metazoa; Chordata; Actinopteri; Salmoniformes; Salmonidae. Gene Ontology annotation, cellular component: endosome; signaling receptor complex; plasma membrane. The record is from RefSeq and is a predicted model, not a curated record. Gene Ontology annotation, biological process: G protein-coupled receptor signaling pathway. Bases 588 to 1967 code for a protein of 459 amino acids. The transcript is spliced from 2 exons.